ACCCCUAAGAGAGGUUCAUCCCAUAUUACGGAUAAUAUAACCGCAUGCUACAUACUGUAGUAGGCACCUAAGCUCCAACUCCGUGGGCUGUCGUCGCAAAUAUAAAUCAUGCGACAGCCUGCAGCUGGCCUGCUCAGUUCUGAAGAAAGAAGACACGAACCGAGAACAAUGAAGCUUUGCGGUGAGGGCGAAAAGAGGACCUUUCGGUUGCGGAAGGGAGCGAAUCGCUGGUGUGACAAAGCCGCGAUCAUAUAUAGGGCAGUAACAGAGGUAAGUAUCGAGCCGUAUAUUCUCUCACGUAACCCGCGGUCUAGAGACUCCUUCUACCCUUCUGUCUAAUGGCGGUAUCGGCGUUUGCUGCUCGCGGAGUCCCUCCGUACCCGAAGUUCAUACCGUAUAUGCGGGGAGUUCUUAUCCUUAUCUCCAUCGUCAUCCUAGGUUUGGCUGCUUACGCGAUAUCCGUGAACGGAGAGGCGCCGAGUGGCCAUUCCUCCGGUGUCCCUGGCUACCUGCUCUUCCUCGUCGUUUUCACGUGGGUUGCUCACGGCAUUCCCAUCAUCCUCGAAGUCAUAGCGCCUAGAUUCUACCAUCGCCUCGGUGUUCUGGUCUUGUACACCCUUAGCGUCCUCUUCUGGCUGAUAGGCUGGGCCUGGAGCGCAUCGUGGGCGUCGUAUGCCCUCUCGCUUGACAACACCGACGAGAAAUGGGCUAACGGGGGUUCCUGGAAAACGUUGGGGUCUGCUCUGGGGGCCUCUGCCGGGUUUGGUGCCGUCACCUGGAUUGUCGCCAUCGUCGAACUCGUCUUCUUCUGCCGCGGCUGCCUUCAGGACCCCGAUUCUAGCCACGUCAAGCACGUCGAGCUAAGAUAAACCCGUGCGGAAAUCACCCCAAGCAUUCCGUCCCGCGCAUACGGUUCGUGCGCCUUCGUCAUAUCGAAUCUCGCGACCGGUAUACGUUAAUAGACGAUCUUGCCGAGUUCGGCCAGGACCAAGAAUCUGGAGGCCGAUCGUGGCGUGACAUCCCGGGAGCCGCGUCUCUCUCCCUUGUCUACCCGAUCAUACUACCACCUACUUAGUAGUAUCUGGUUC
Durotheca rogersii is the source of this 1088-nucleotide messenger RNA. RefSeq lists its product as uncharacterized. The coding region runs from base 339 to 869 and encodes 176 amino acids. The record is from RefSeq and is a predicted model, not a curated record. Gene Ontology annotation, cellular component: membrane. Lineage: Eukaryota; Fungi; Ascomycota; Sordariomycetes; Xylariales; Xylariaceae. The transcript has 2 exons.